AUGUACAAACGCCAACACACCCAAACCUCACAGGCGGUAUCGACGCCAUCAUAUACGCAGGACCAAGAUAUCCACGCCCAGCUCUCCACGGUGGGGAUGAAAGUGCGCCAGCUGGUGGCGAUGGGCUACAAGGUGCCCACCGACAUCCCCUCGCGGGUGCCGUUGCCGCCGCUGAUGGACAAGCCGCCGGCGCUUUCGGCGGGGCUGGGGCUGACGUUGGACACGAUGCUGGGGCUGAACUUGGGUGACUGGGGGAUGCUGCCAGUGCAGACUCUCCCUGAAAGCAACCCGGGGCGAAAGCGCCACUUGGAAGGAGAACCGAUCAAGUUGGUGCGUCCUCCUCUCGGUGAGUUGAGAUUCGAUGAGCAAUUCUAA
Diutina rugosa is the source of this 375-nucleotide messenger RNA. RefSeq lists its product as uncharacterized. The transcript has a single exon. NCBI's taxonomy places the organism in Eukaryota, Fungi, Ascomycota, Pichiomycetes, Serinales, Debaryomycetaceae. Bases 1 to 375 code for a protein of 124 amino acids. The record is from RefSeq and is a predicted model, not a curated record.